GGGUGUGUGAGGUUAAUAUUGGUUCAUUCUUAAAAAGUUCGAAAGAAUAUAUUGUAAACAGAGAAGACAGUGGAUAGCAAAUGAAGCAAAUACAUUGAAAAGAAAGAAAGAAUGAGAGAGCGCAACGGAAUUGAAAGGAAAGAAAGACACAAAAAUAACAGAUAAAGAGGAAGAGGAAGAGGGAAUGAACCAGUUCCAGCGGGAAGGAGUCACUGGAGCAACGCCGCUUGAAAACGGCGUGUUGAGCUUCGAGAACCCGAACUACACGCUGGGCGGCAGCAACGACCCCCGACUCGACGACGCCCUCAACAGCAACAACAGCAACGGCUCGGCCACCCACGACCCGCCCCUUGAUGGUGGAUUGGCUGCUCUAGACGAGCUGUACACCGAGCUAGACCACGUGUGCAACCUCACCAGGACAUCGUCAGUGCGAAACAGGAGAAACUAUGCCCACCUCGACAUUGGUUCCAUGGGAGUCGACGUAGCCACUGGGCCAGUCACCAAUCUGGACCAGGCCGACCAUCAGAACAACAGGUAGGUGACGGUUUCGUGUUUUUUGUUUUUUUUUUUUUUGUUUUUGUUGUUUAUUUGUUUAUUAUUUUGUUAUUUGUGUAUAUUUAUUUUUAUUAUUUUUAUUUUUUUAUUUAUUAUUUUUAUGUAUUUUAUCUUAUUUUUUUUAUUUCAUUUUUUUCUGGUCCCCUAUUUUCAGUUGUUUUUUUCUGUGGUGGAGGUAGGUAUAUAUUUUUUUUUCAGGGAAUCGAUCCGAGCUCUUUAUUUUUAUGAUGGUGUACGAGCUUAUACAUCCAGUAUGUUAUGUUUAUGAAGUUCGAGAUUUUGUGAAUUUACUUAAAUUCCUUUCAUGAUUAAUUUUUCCUUCGAAUUUUUAGACGAUGGGAAUUUCCCGCCCUUUUUUCGGUCUUUGGCGGAUAUUUAUUUUCACGCUCGCUGCUCGUGUUCUAAAGGUCAUGAUUUAUGUUCUAUAUUUUUCAGUAAGAUUAUAAUAGAUAUUUAACUUCGGAUAUUUUACAUAUUCACUAAAUUUGUGGACGAAAGUCGAUUUUUUUUUUUUUUUUUUUACUUUUGAAGUUUUAGGCGACAGUCGAUUCAAAUUUUUGUCCAUUUUUUCAAGUUUAGAUUAAAUUUCUUGUCAGUUUCUGGACAAAGAGACCGCUUGCUGGUUGAAUGGAGUCGAUCUUUUUGAAAAGGCCGCCGGCGACUAUUCUGAAGGUCACGAAACAGAAGAAUGACGAUCAAUCAACUCGCCUGAUUUUAAUUGUUGCGUCCCAUUGCAUCUGCAUUCCGGCCGCGGCGCUUGCCUUGACAGAACGAAAAUUCCAGAACUCGCUGUGCAUUUCUUCCCUCCA
Penaeus monodon (black tiger shrimp) is the source of this 1364-nucleotide messenger RNA. RefSeq lists its product as uncharacterized. Bases 185 to 538 code for a protein of 117 amino acids. Lineage: Eukaryota; Metazoa; Arthropoda; Malacostraca; Decapoda; Penaeidae. The record is from RefSeq and is a predicted model, not a curated record. The transcript is spliced from 3 exons.